AUGUUUGAUUUUAGUGAAAAGGCAGCGAUAUUAGCUGCUUCUGCCAUAAUUUUAGUAUUAAUUAUUAAAAAGAAAAAGAGAUUUUUGAGAUCUUGUUGGGUAAACCCGUAUCUGUGGAACAGACGCAAUAAGGGGAGAUUUGUAAGAGAUUUUGACGAUAUGCGUGAAUGGAGCGAUCAGUUCACUCAGAAUUUCCACAUGAGCCCGGACCUGUUCGAUGAACUAUAUAAAAAAACCAGGCACCGCCUAGAACCCAAAAGAAACACUCGUCCGGAUGGGAUAAGUGCCAAACAACGGUUGGUAUAUACACUUGAAUACCUAGCCGGUGGCCCUUGCUUUGAAAGAUACUCAGCUAGUACCUAUCGGAUCAGUAAAGCCUCUAGCUCGAAUAUUAUUAGACAGACUUGUCAGAUUAUUUAUGAGGAGCUAGCAAAAACAGAAUUCAUGACUUACACGUCAGAAAACUGGACAAGGGUGGCAGAGCAAUUUAAACAAAAAUGGAAUAUGCCCAAUUGUCUUGGUUCGCUGGAUGGCAAACAUAUUCGUAUCAAACGUCCUGCAAAUGCUGGAUCUUUGUACUAUAAUUACAAGCGGUACCAUAGUAUCAUAUUGAUGGCGGCAAGUGAUGCUAAUUAUCUGUUCACUUAUAUCGACGUUGGAUCUCCUGGUGCGGACGGCGAUGUUAAUGUUUUUUCUAGAACUAAUUUUGGAAAAAGCAUCCUAGAGGAUAAUACCCUUUUGAAUCUACCAGCUGAUGCUCCCGUCAACGAUGAGGAUAUGCCUUUUUUCUUCAUCGGAGACGAUGCCUUUCCUUUGUCUCAUCGAAUUAUUAAACCAUAUGGGCCAAUAAUCCUUUAUCAAAUAAUCAAAGAGUUUUUAACUACAGACUCUCACGUGCACGUCGCACUGUGGAAAAUGCAUUCGGUAUUUUGA
Messenger RNA from Sabethes cyaneus, 933 nucleotides. RefSeq lists its product as uncharacterized. The transcript has 4 exons. Bases 1 to 933 code for a protein of 310 amino acids. Lineage: Eukaryota; Metazoa; Arthropoda; Insecta; Diptera; Culicidae. The record is from RefSeq and is a predicted model, not a curated record.